Neolamprologus brichardi is the source of this 768-nucleotide messenger RNA. The record is from RefSeq and is a predicted model, not a curated record. NCBI's taxonomy places the organism in Eukaryota, Metazoa, Chordata, Actinopteri, Cichliformes, Cichlidae.
UGCGGGUCUGGAGGAUGAGGAGCGGCGGGGAUGCUUGCUGCCCCCUCUCCUCCGAUGAUACAUCCAAUUCUGCUCGUAGUCUGAAGGGAAACAGCCACAGCCAUGGCCUCUGACAUCACCCCAGAGGCCAUCGGCUUCCUGUCGGCGGUGGGUGUCUUCAUCGUGGCGUUGGCCGUCCUCUUCCUCUUCAUCAACAAGAAACUGUGUUUCUCACGUGUCGGCGGUCUGCCCUGCCUGGAGGUACACGGUCGUCGCAAGAAAGGACGGGCUGGAAUCCGCCAGGGCCUCGUGAACAGCUACGGCGACGACGACGACGAUGCCUCCAGCUCGUCAGACAGCGAAGAUGAGAUCCUGAGGCAGUUUGAGAUGUCCGUGUCUCGUUCACAGAAUUUUCGCACCGCAGCAGCAAACAUCGGUGAGCAGCAGCCCCAGCAGACUCACCCGUCACUGGGUCGACGACACAAAUUUACCCGACUAUCAGACCAGGAGGAGGGCAGCACUGAGCCAUCAGACUGUGAAGAAACGGCAGCUCAAAGCCAACAGGGUUUCCAGGAUCCGCUCUCUGCGGUGGUAGAAGCAAAAGAAAGGGCAUCCAUGCUCUCUUUGGACAGACCUGCAGGAGACCACCCACUGGCCUCCAGUGACUGUCCCACCGUGAGUAUGGACCAGCAAUCUACGGAAGCAGUGGAUCAUGACAAGAAUGAGGUCACAGAAAGCCCCUCCGCCUGGACCCCAGAGGUACUACAAUCAGACAUUAACCAUUUCUAG